Messenger RNA from Corythoichthys intestinalis (scribbled pipefish), 10011 nucleotides. RefSeq names its product potassium channel tetramerization domain containing 16b (gene kctd16b). The transcript has 2 exons. The record is from RefSeq and is a predicted model, not a curated record. Lineage: Eukaryota; Metazoa; Chordata; Actinopteri; Syngnathiformes; Syngnathidae. Gene Ontology annotation, molecular function: protein binding. Gene Ontology annotation, biological process: protein homooligomerization; regulation of G protein-coupled receptor signaling pathway. Bases 459 to 1745 code for a protein of 428 amino acids. Gene Ontology annotation, cellular component: signaling receptor complex; postsynaptic membrane; presynaptic membrane.
CGGACAGUUCUCUGGCAGAAGCACGCUGGCUUGCUUUCCUCUCUAAAACCAGAUUAUUUUUUAAAUUAUGUACAAUUAGAUUUCUCUAUCAAAGAAGACUGAUGUAGAGAUAUUGAUUAGUUUUGCCUCCUCAUCUUUUAUCCAGAAUAUUUUGGAUUCCUGUUUGGAGUUUUAUGAAGACUUUUCUUUGCAUUGGGAUCUACACCAUACUGUUUUAUGUGUAGUAUUUUUUUUUCUUUUUAAUGCAACUGGAUUCUUAUUUUUGUUCUUUAUUGGGAUGGCGACCACGGAACCAUUUUAAUAUGCUCUAUUUAAGGCAUAUGUAAAUGCCCCUCGUCCCUAAAUCAGAUAUGGAUCGAUGACUGGAGCAUUUUCAUGUAACUUUUUCCCACUUGUUAGUGUGUUUUUCGUAUUUAAACUAUACAAGAGCAAAUUAUAAUAUAAAGUGAGGAGGCACAAUGGCGCUGAGCGGGAACUGCAGGACUAACCUGAAAGAGCAGGCAUCGGUUCAGAACAGUCUCCCCGACGUCCUGGAGCUCAACGUGGGCGGCCAAGUGUACUACACGCGCUACUGCACGUUGGUGAGUAGCCCGAGUUCCCUCCUUGCUAAAUUGUUCUCCAAAAAGGACGCCUCCAACGACUUAGCCCGAGACCCGAAAGGUCGCUACUUCAUCGACCGCGACGGUUUCCUCUUUCGCUACGUAUUGGACUACUUGCGGGACAAGCAGGUGGUCCUCCCGGACCACUUCCCGGAGAAAGGACGACUCCGGAAGGAAGCGGAGUACUUCCAGCUACCCGACUUGGUGAAGCUUCUCAGCCCGGACGACGCCAAGCAAAGCCCGGACGACUUGUUCCACAGCGACUAUGAGGACGGCUCCCAGGGAAGCGAGACGCGCCACUGCCCGCCUCCGUCGCUCGUCCCGGCGGACAGGAAGAGCGGCUUCGUCACGGUGGGUUAUCGGGGGUCAUGCACCGUGGCGCGCGAGGCUCAAAGCGACGCCAAGUUCCGCCGGGUGCCCCGCAUUCUGAUUUGCGGCCGAGUGGCCCUGGCUAAAGAGGUCUUCGGGGAGACCCUGAACGAGAGCCGGGACCCGAACCGGACCCCGGAACGCUACACGUCUCGCUUCUAUCUCAAGUUCCGGCACCUGGAGAGGGCCUUCGACAUGCUGUCCGAGUGCGGCUUCCACAUGGUUGCGUGCAACUCGUCCGUUACCGCCUCGUUCGUCAGCCAGCACACGGAGGACAAGUUCUGGUCCAGUUACACCGAAUACGUCUUUUACCGUGGCACAUCACGUUGGUCUUCUCCUCCCUGCGACUGCUGCUGCAAGAACCACAAAGGCGACGGAGAGGGCGAGAGCGGCACCUCCUUCAACGAGCUCUCCACCUCCAGCUCGGAGAGCCAGUCCGAGGCCGGCUCUCCGCAGGGGACUGUCAUCUGCGGGCCGGUCAGCCGCCAGCCGCACCCCCACGUGAACGUCCAAACUCUGGACAGGCCUCUGAAAAAGGGCCCGGUCGCCAGGCUCCAGCAGUCGGAACAACGGCGGAAAAGCGACCUGCUGCGUACCCUCACCUCCGGUUCCCGCGACUCCAACACGUGCAAGAAAAGGCCGCCCAAAGAGAAGCUGACGGUGGAGGAAGAACUAGAUAGGUGCAUUCAGGACUUUCGGAAAAUCAAGAUUCCCGAGAGGUUUCCUGAGCGCAAGUACAUGUGGCAGGCGGACUUGUUGAGAAAGUAUCGCCUCUGAGCACGCGGCCGACUUGCCGCCGAGGCUUCGGAUCUGUUUACACCUUUUUUUCAGCGAGACUUUUGCGACAAAGAUUAUUCAAGUCAAUCAUUCACCAUUAUGCCCGUGGGUUGAACAGCGACACCCAAGCUUAAAAGAAGCAUACAAAAGCAGACUGUUCUCUUAUUGACGUAACGUAUGUAGUAUGUGUGUGUGUUUAGUUCCCCGCCCAAUCCGAGUAUGUGCUGUUAUCUCUCAAUGAUUCACAGCUCUGAAUAUUUUAAGAGCGAGCCAGGAGAUAGAUGAACCGAGAAAAGGAUCCGUAAUGGUGAAAUGGGGGAAGCGCAAACUCAUCAUUUCACAAAAAGCAAUUGUUUCCCUGAAACCACUGAAAAUGUAAUUGUGGAAAAAAGGCAACUGUCAUUUUCUGAAAAAGUGCAUCAUUGAAACAAACUGUAUAUUCGAUCGCUGCCAGCCCUCCCAGUUCAAGUAAAUCAAUGUUUUUCAACCUUUUUUUUAAACCACGGCACACUUUUCUCAUGAAAAAAAUCCCAAGGCACACCACUAGCAAAAAAAUCUAAAUCAUUUUUGUAGACUAUAUUAGCAUUAUAAAGUCGUAUAUGGACUAGGAAUCAAACAAACACAAAGAAAAACAUAUUUUUUAAAGAAUUAUUACUCACUCAGUGUGACACCUGGCCUUACAGUGGUAUGAAAAAGUAUCUGAACCUUUUGGAAUUUCUCACAUUUCUGCAUAAAAUCACCAUCAAAUGUGAUUUUAUCUUUGUCAAAAUCACACAGAUGAAAAUACAGUGUCUGCUUUAACUAAUACCAAUAUAUAUAUAAUAUUGUUUUUCAUAUUUUAAUGAGCAUAGCAUGCAAACAAUGACAGAAGGGGGAAAAAAAUAAGUGAACCCUCUGCCUAAGGAGACUUAAAUAGCAAUUGAAACUAGAGACGUCCCGAUCGAUCGAGUCCGAUCACGUCAUUUUCAAAGUAUCGGAAUCGGCAAAAAAAUAUCGGACAUGCCUUUUUCUAAUUUAAAAAAAAAAAAAUUAUUAAAUCGUUUUCUAAUUGUAUUUAAUGUUACAGACAUAAUAUGUUACACUCAUCCAGAGUCUUUAGUUUAGGCUUAAGGUAGGGUUAUCAAAUUUAUCCCGUUAACGGCGGUAACUAGUUUUUUAAAAAAUUUAUCACGUUAAAAUAUUUAACGCAAAUAGCGCAUGCUCUGCACGGCCCACUCACGCAUUGGCGCCGUUUUACCUAUAUAUAGUGCUAAAAGGCAGCAUAAAAUGAGUAGAGUGAAUUUUGGCAGCCUUUGGAGCCUUUUUUUAAUUGGCUAAAGCCUUACGAUCCCUCUCCCUACAAUUAGAAAUAUCGUGGGAAGCAAUGUGGGGAAGAAAGGUAGUAAUUGAUCUUUGUCUUAACACCCUAUAUUAUUUCCCAACGCAGAGAAGAUAUAUCAAUUGGUACCACUGCGCACAGUCAUGGUUGCACUUCCCAUCAUCCAUUUGGGCAGAAGUUAAAUGGCUACAGUAUCAUUCACUGAAAGCUCAACAAAUACACUAGAUGGCAAUAUUUCGUCACAAUAUACAAAGUCACAUUUAUCCUUUAAGAAUUACAAGUCUUUCUAUCCGUGGAUCCCUCUCACAGAAAGAAUGUUAAUAAUGUAAAUGUCAUCUUGAGGAUUUAUUGUCAUAAUAAACAAAUACAGUACUUAUGUAAUGUAUGCUGAAUAUAUAUAUUCGUCCAAGUUUUAUUCAUUUUUUCUUAAAUCAUUGCCAAAAUGUAUAUGAUCAGGAAAAAUUAUCGGGAAUGAUUGGAAUUGAAUCGGGAGCAAAAAAAAAAAAAAAAGCAAUCGGAUCGGGAAAUAUCGGGAUCGGCAGAUACUCAAACUAAAACGAUCGGAUCGGGAGCAAAAAAACAUGAUCGGAACAACUCUAAUUGAAACCUAAUUUUUACCAAACUAUUUAAGUCAGGUUUGUGCCAAAUCACUGAUGAGUGGUUUAAAGCUGCCCUGCCCACUAUAAAACACACACCUGGUAACAAAUGUCUUGAUGAGAAGCAUUGUCUGAUGUGCACCAUGGCUCGGUCAAAAGAGCUGUCUGAAGACCUGCGAUCAAGGAUUGUUGAUUUGUAUAAAGCAACGAAAGGAUACAAAACCAUCUCUAAUAGUCUUGAUGUUCAUCAAUCGACAGCCAGAGAAGUUGUCUACAAUUGGAAAGAGUUUAGUACUGUUGCUUCUCUCCCAAUGAGUGGCCGUCCACCAAAGAUGACGCCAAGAGUUAAAAAAAAAAGAACCCUAGAGUGUCUGCUAAAGACUUACAGAAAUAACUGGCACAGUCCAAUAUCUCAAUCUGCACACAGCAACUAUAUGUAAAGCUAUGGCCAAGAAUGGUGUUCAUGGGAGGACUCCACGGAGGAAGCCGCUGCUGUCUAAAAAACCAUUGUGGCUCAUUUAUUUGUUCGCAAAGAGGCACUUGGACACGCCACAGAAGUUUUGGCAAAAUAUUUUGUGGACUGAUGAAACCAAAGUUCAAUCGUUUGGGAGUAAGACACAACAUCAUGUGUGGGGGAAAAAUGGAUCAGCUGAUCGCCGACAGUCAGAGAAGUUGUCUACAGAUGGAGAGAGUUUGGCACUGUUGCUUCUCUCCCAAGGAGUGGCCGUCCACCAAAGAUGACGCUAAGAGUUCAGCGCAGAAUUAAUGAUUUUAGUAGUCGAUUAAUCGUUUAACUAUUUAGAAUCGAAUAAUCGAGUAAUCGGAUAAGAACCAUAAAAAAUUAAAAUACUUGAGCCUCAAAAAGUAGAUAUAAGAGGAUCUAUGUACGACAAGAACAGUUGGCUAACUUGCAUAGCAAAAAUCCGCUAUCUUAAAUGCUAUAAAAUGCUAACUUUUUUUUACAAUGCUCUUAACGAAUGGUUCAGACACAUAUUGCCACAAAAAUGGCUAAAUAUACCAAUAAACUAAAUUACGAAUCCAUUAAAAAAUACAUGAGCUCAAACAAAAACUUAGCUUAUCUUGGUCAUAACAGGGAGCAGAUGGAUUCAGCCAAGUGAAAGGAGGUAGACUAGAGGGCCGUGUAUUCACCCAAAUCAAUAAAACUAAAUGCAAACACUUUCAAAACAAACCAUUACAACGCCACUUUAAUUUAACGAAUACUCGAAGCAGCCACAUUUAAUUUGAAUCUUUUUUUCUAAUCGAAUACUCGAGUUAAUCAAUUAAUCGUUGCAGCACUAAAAAGAACCCUAGAGUGUAUCACACAACGUCAUGUAUGGAGGAAAAAUGGAACAGCUCAGUACCUCAUCACACCUCAUCCCCACCUUGAAGCAUGGUGGAGGGAGCAUCAUGAUUUUGGGCUGUUUUGCUGCCUCAGGGCCUGGACAACUUGCAAUCAUUAAUGGAAGAUUGAUUUCAAAACUUUAUCAGGAUGUUUUGCAGGAAAACCUGAGGCCGGCCGUAAGACAGUUGAUGCUAAAAAGAGGAUAGAUGCUGUGACAACACAAUGAUCCAAAACACAGAAGUAAAUCAACUUCAGAAUAAUUUCAGAAGAGCAACAUACACAUUCUCGAUGACUUGAACCCCAUUGAGAUGCUGUGGCAUUACCUAAAGACAGCAGUUCAUGCCAACAUCCCAGGAAUCUGACUGAACUACAGCAGUUUUGUUGAGAAGAUUGGGCCAAGAUUAGUCCUAAUCGAUGUACCAGACUGAUCUGCAGCUACGAGAAGAAUCUGGUUGAAGUUAUUGCUGCCAAAGGGGCGGGUGGGGCAAAAAUUAAAUGUGAUGAUUCACUUACUAAUUUUCCCCCCUUCUGUCAUUGUUUGCACACUAUCCUCAUUAAAAUAUGAAAACCUACAAAUGUUUGGGUGGUUUUAGUUCAAGCAGACACAGUUUUUUCAUUUGUGUGAUUUUGACAAAGAUCAGAUAACAUUUGAUGGUGAUUUUAUGCAGAAAUGUGAGAAAAAAAUCCAAAAGUUUCAGAUAUUUUUUUGCAUACCACUGUAGCCAAUGAAUGAAAAUUAAGCUACAUCGUGAUUCUGAACAAAAAUUGAGCGCGUCGUAGCGCAUAUUCAGUCAUUGACUAGUACACUAGGGUGACCAAACGUCCUCUUUUGCCCGGACAAGUCCUACUUUCACGUAGUAUCCUUGUGGUCCGGGCGGGUUUUAUAAAUUCAUAAAAAUGUCAGGUUUUUAUGAUUUUUCACGGGACCAAUUUGAAGAGAAUCCCUCCGGCCGCUGGGUGGCAGCGCCCGCCUGCGAUGACAUGGCUCCUAGUAGUAGGGAGGGAAGGAGUACUUCUUCUUGUUUUUGUUGGCAGUUUACCCCUAUCAUGAGGCAUUACCACCAUCUACUAGGUUGACGACUUGGCCACAACCACUGCCCAGUUGUUAAGUUUUUUGCGAUAAAUACGUAUAUAAUGGCAACUGUUGACUUCUGUCGGAGCUUUGACUGUAAAAUCCCGUUUGGUGUCGCAUCGUUGCGCUGCCGAUGAUUGUAAACUUUUAUAGCAAAGUUUGAUUUUUGCCUCAGCUAGCUAUCAGUAAGUUAAACGGCGCUAGGCAUUAUGGGAAACGUAGUUUUGAACUGCUACAUUUGGAAACAUGCUGGCUGAAUAGUUUGUCAGUUUAUUUCGGUUUUUGUUUGUGUGCAAUCUAGAACAUUGAAUGAGAAUAUCAAUUAAAUGGGAAUAACAAUUUGUCAAGGACAAUUGUCGUGAUAGUAAUUUAUAAAAAUGUUUAGUUGGCACAUAGCCUACUGUAUGUAUGUGGAUUGACUGGACUACAUUUCUAUGGGUCUGCAUUUUAUAUGUAUAUAUAUAUAUAUAUAUAUAUUUUUUUUUUUAAGUCAUUAUUUAUUUAUUUUUUCAAACUGCAUUUUUCCAUCCAGACUAAGGGGCACACUUUAAAUAUAUUAAAGUGAUAUAGGCAUCUUUGAGUGGACUUCGAGCAAAAUUCAAGUAUCUUUAGGCCGGGCCGAGUGUCCUCUUUUUUGGAAAUCAAAAUAUGGUCACCUUAUAGUACACACCAAAGUAUACAUUUGAUCACUUUUUUAUUUGACAUCUUGCCACGUAACUUAGUUGCCACGUAACACAAAUUUGUAAGCGCUUUAGCCUGUAGCUGACCUAUACUAGCGAAGUAGUGCAGUAGUAAUUAAGUUAAUUAUAUGAAAAACACUUACAGGCUUUGAAUGCAAAACAAACAAAUGAAAACUAUCAAAUUUGCAUGACCCAUAUUUUCUUAGGCACCGAUCGACCCUCGAAAUGGUGCUUCGCCAUAAAACGAUUCCCCCCAGAUGUAUGCGUUCACACUUAGCAGUGACUUCAGGGUCUACCUAUCUAGUACGUCGGGAGCUCUUAAAAUCUCAUGACAGAGUUUCCGCAACUUCCUUUUUUUUAUUUUGCGCACUUCAGAGGCGGGAAAUGUUACGUUUUCGUCAACAGCUGAAAUUAAUUUUCCUGUUCUAAUAUCAGUUGUAUUGCGAAGGCGCACCCCCGAGUGAAUUGCAGCGCCGUGAAUUGCUUCGGCUCCUGCAGAGCAAUUUCCGAGAUGGGCAAUAAAGUGAAGAUUUUGAUGGUCAAAUCAUAGAGAAAUACACGGGCGCAAUAAAAGUCCUGAUGGAGCGCGCAAGCACCUACCCACACAAACAUUUCCUGUGAUGUUACUCGUGUUUAUUACCUGUUAAAUAUAUAUAAAAAUGGGGGGGAAAUAAUUUAAAACACGUAAUAUUUAAACAUACGCAGGUGCAGUUGUUCGAAAAACAUACCCACAACUGCCCCAACUGUUGACAAGAUGAUCAAUAGUUAUUGACAAAGUCCUCCGAUAACAGCGCUGAUAUCCGCUUCAUGUUGACUAUUAUGAAUGAAGCACUAUCGACGAGUAUUCCACAUGUUUUCCUUUAAAGAUUUCUCUCGUUUUUUCCUUGAUGCUUCCGCCGCCGUACUAAUACGUCCUGCAAAAUUUUAAAAUGAAAAUACCCAUUAAGAUUGUUUCCAGAGCUGGGUGGCAAAAAAUGCAUUAUUUAAUUUAUCACACAUAAAAAUUUAUUUGCAAGAGUGCCAGUCUAAAUAUUUCUCUGAAACCAUUUCUUCCAUGUUGCUUUAAAAAGCACUUUCAUCCAUUAUAGCAAAUCAUAAUUAACUCUGGUGUUCAGAGCUUGUAAACUACAAAGUUUACUAUGAAGCAAGGGCAAAACUACUUAUUUCUUCAAAAUAAAACAAAAAAGGUCCACGCUGUGGAAUUGAAACUGCUCAAAAUGUCUUAGAAUAUUUAUUUUUCUAUCUAAGAGUAAUAAGACCAGUUUUGAUUCUGAACAAAUUCUUAUUUUUUCUACAUUUUCAUCUUAUGAAAGCAGCGUAAGUAGGUAGAUAGACAACAUAUACACGUUUAUCAUACUAUCACCGUCAAUGGCAGAGAAUGAGUUAAAUGCAUACGCUUAGUACUUUGAGGGGAGGCAGGCGGGGCAGUGCGCUCCCCAAGUGGCCGAAAACUGUCAUUGCCUUUGCUAUACAGGUAGUUCCCGGGUUACGAACGAGUUCCGUUCCUACGACGCAACCCGAAUUUCCGCGAUAGCCGGAAUUAACACUUUAUGUACGCCUAAAUACCCCACAAAUUUAAAAAAAAAAAAAAAAAAACUAUCCAAAAACAUGUAUUAUACGUAGGGCUGUCAAAAUUCACGCGUUAAUGGGCGGUAAUUAAUUUUUUUAAUGAAUCACGUUAAAAUAUUUAACGCAUUUAACGCAUGCGCGGAACGACCCACUCAAGCAUUGCCGCAAACAGACUACAAUGCCGCUGUUUGAAGUAUAUUGAGAGCUAAGGGCAGAGACAAGCAAGUGGAGUGGACGCAGGUGUGGCGGGCUCCGCUGUUAUUUUCAAUGUGACCGGCAUUGUCAGAUUGAGCAGUGAGGAAGAAAGUGGUUGAGCGAGAGAGGGAGCGAGAGAGUAGAGAAAGUGCGCAGUUAGCGCAGGCUCAAGUGCUGCGUCCCCCACAUGCUUAUGUUUAGUUAACAAAAGUACCCACAAAAAGCCAUCCAAUGCCUCUCGGUGUUUAUAUGAAGGCCGCCGUCUUCCUCAGGAGGAAAUUGAACGAACCGAGCCAGCCGACGACAUCGAUCCAACGUGAAUCGCCGGUCCAUAGCACCGCCAAUUACCAAUAAGGGCGAAUUGGUAACGCAGAUAUUUAUUGGGGCUGCGCUAUUUAAUGGAAUAAGCGGUGGCCUCUCUUCCACAACUGUUAUAACUAUUGUGGCAAGCAACAUGAGGAAGAAUACCUGGAGAUGAUCUUUUUCUUAACACCAUGUAUUGUACUCAACACAGAGAAGAUAUACCAUUUGCAGCAACCACUGUGACUCAUGGUUGCUCAAAUUCCCAUCAUGCAUUUGGGCAGUUAAGAACUUUUAAGUCGCUACAGUAUCAUUUAGUGAAAGCACAACAAAAAUAAUAUUCCUAUCUCUCAAAAAUAGAAUAAUGUUCACAAAAAGAAAAGCGCUCAAUGCAAAGAGAUCUGGCAUUCCUAAUCAAAAUAGUUAUGGAAAAAACCGUAAUUUCCCGAAUAUAAGGCGCACCCGUGUAUAAUGCGCACCCCAAAUUUACUUGUAAAAUCUAAGGAAAAUUAUUGUACCCGUUUAUAAUGCGCACCCUAAUUUUAGCACCAAUAAAUAGAAGAAUACAAGAAAACAGAGCUCGUGUACAGAUACAGAAAUGUCAUUUUACUGACUGGUGAAACACAGCAUAAGCAUAGCACAUUGGGAGUUCAAAACAUUACCAUAAACUGACAAUAUUUACAGUAAUAAUAUGAUUUCACAACUUUUCCAAUUUACCAGAAUCUAGGAGAAAACAAAAUAGAUGUGACUUUUCUUUUAAAGGCUGCUGUAUAACUUGCCCGUUUCAUCAUGAUGAAUUAAUAUGUUUCUUCCAUGGAUUGAUACGGUAAAAUGAAAGUGAGAACGUAAGUCGGAAAUCCGUGAGAGCUCAUCGCUGUCAACACGACAGUAACAACAGGAACUAUUGUUAUUUAGGUUUGAGUUUCCCGAAGGACCGAUAUAGUUGACGGACACAGGAAGUGUGUGUACUUACGUUUGUUAUGGUCCGAGUUGCGGAGCUGCAAUAAACGUCGACUCAAAUGAGUUCAAGAAACUAAAUUCUGUGCUUUAUGAAGAGUGAAAAAAGCAGAUUUUAACACAGACGAAAUCAGAGUGAAGUAUUACCAAAACAAAAUGGUGACGUCACGUACCGUAAUGGUUGGCAACGGGUCGCCCCAUACGUUUCUUCAACCCAACGUGGCCGUGUCAAUUAAA